This is a messenger RNA of Sparassis crispa, 177 nucleotides long. RefSeq lists its product as hypothetical. Gene Ontology annotation, molecular function: hydrolase activity, hydrolyzing O-glycosyl compounds. The transcript has a single exon. The record is from RefSeq and is a predicted model, not a curated record. Lineage: Eukaryota; Fungi; Basidiomycota; Agaricomycetes; Polyporales; Sparassidaceae. Gene Ontology annotation, biological process: carbohydrate metabolic process. Bases 1 to 177 code for a protein of 58 amino acids.
AUGGAGUGGGCAGUGAAGAUUGCGAGCGAGCCUGUCACUGUAGUUGCUGUUGUUAGGCUCAAUGUGGAUUGGGAGAUGGAGGGAUAUGACUGCACAAUGCUCGUGCUCCUGCAGCGCACAGAUGAGCUCAUCUCACACGUCGUGCAAGUGAAUGCACACACGAUCAUUGUCACCUAG